UUGUCAACUUAGUGGUCGAAUACAUUCGAAACUUGUUUCCUGAGUAUUUUCCUUGUAUUUUCUCACUAAACCAUAAGUUAAAAAAUAUUUUAUUUUUUAAUUACAAUAUGAGCUAGUUUCUAAAAACGUCAGUUGUUGAAAAACUUUAUUAAGUGCCUGAAUUGAGUACAAAUCUAGAACUUAUUUUGCUAAGAUGGCUCCCUCUAGUAGUUGAUCUGUCACUUAUACGUGUGUCGUCCAUGUUCCGAAUGUGGUGUGACUUAUUUUUGUUUUGUGUUAAUUUUCAAUAUAAUAUUAUAAAUGUGAAAUGCAACAGUAUGUGUCAUCCCAUAUAGUGGAACCUUGCUCCGGCUGAAUGGAUCCCGCCGUCGCGUGGUAUCAGCCCGAGCAGGAAGGACCCGCGAAGCGCCUGUGGCUUCGUAUCUGGGAAACCCAAAGUGAUAUAGACAAAAUGAACUUAAAAAACUUAGAAAACGCUAAUCCAAAUGUGAACAAAGCACCAGACUUUAUACCAAUAAAUGAUGUGAACGGUGAAAGUAGAAAUAACAAUUAUUUUAACCCCGCGCGGAGGAAAAUGAACGAUAACCGCGCAUCGACGUUUAACCUGAACAAAAACCACGAUGCUCUCAUAGGCGAAUACGGAGGCUGCCCGUGGCGAAUACCUAACUAUAAUUACAAGCCGGGGAUUUUGGGACUGCACGAGGAGAUAGAGCACUUCUACCUGUACAUGUCGCCUACGGAGACGGAGCACUUGGUGCGCUCGACGGUAGUCAACCGCAUCCGCGGCGCGAUCCUGGCGCUGUGGCCGCAGGCGCGCGUCGAGGUGUUCGGCUCUUUCCGCACCGGCCUCUACCUGCCCACCAGUGAUAUCGACCUCGUUGUUAUUGGUCAAUGGGAGAAGUUGCCGCUGUGGACGCUGGAGCGCGAACUGGUCGUGCAGGACAUCGCCGAGAAGGAGAGCAUCAAGGUGCUGGAGAAGGCCACCGUGCCCAUCGUCAAGAUGACCGACAAGUAUUCCGACGUCAAGGUGGAUAUAUCUUUCAACAUGAGCAGUGGCGUGAAGAGUGCCGAACUUAUCAAACAGUUUAAGGAGAAGUAUCCGGUGCUGUCGCGACUGGUGAUGGUUCUGAAGCAGUUCCUGCUGCAGCGUGACCUCAACGAAGUGUUCACGGGAGGGAUCUCGUCGUACUCGCUCAUCCUCAUGUGCAUCAGCUUCCUACAGCUGCACCCGCGGCCCGAGCGCCUGCGACAGCCGCACAACCUCGGCGUGCUGCUUAUAGAGUUCUUCGAGCUUUACGGACGCAAAUUUAAUUACGUUAAGACCGCCAUCCGCGUCAAAAACGGAGGCUCCUAUGUCUCCAAAGACGAGAUACAAAAGGAGAUGAAUGAUGGUCAUCGUCCGUCGUUAUUGUGCAUCGAGGAUCCGCUGACGCCUGGCAACGAUAUUGGACGCUCCAGUUAUGGAGCGAUACAAGUCAAACAGGCGUUCGACUACGGCUACAUAAUAGUGCAGCAGGCGGUGGGGUCCCCGUCGGCGCUGCUGGCGCGGCACAGCGUGCUGGGCCGCAUCGUGCGCGUGACGGACCACGUGCUGCUGUACCGGCGCUGGGUGCGCGACACGUUCGAGGCGUACUUCUUCCCGGCGCGGCGCGCGGCGCGCUCGUCCCGCGAGCCCUCGCCCAGCUCCGACAGCGAGCGCUCGUGGUCGCCGCCGCGCGAGCCCGAGCGCGCCGCCUCGCCGCCGCUGUCCGCGCUGCAGUGCUCGUCGCCCACGCCGCGCCGCGUGUCCGCGCACCAGAGCCUCAUCAUCCACCACAUCACCAGCAACUCCGACUUCAACAACAUCCCGUCGGGCGUGAUCCAGCGCUACGGCGGCGGCGACGCGGCGCCCAAGCGCGGGCCGCGCUCGUUCUCGUCCAAGCAGCGGCGCCUGGCGUCGCCCCCCGCGGCCCGCGCGCGCGCGCCGCCGCCCGAGCGCCAGCGCCGCCGCCGCGGGGCCGCGCACGCGCCGCAGCGAUGA
This is a messenger RNA of Trichoplusia ni (cabbage looper), 2020 nucleotides long. RefSeq names its product non-canonical poly(A) RNA polymerase protein Trf4-1-like. Gene Ontology annotation, cellular component: nucleolus; TRAMP complex. The record is from RefSeq and is a predicted model, not a curated record. The transcript has 7 exons. Gene Ontology annotation, molecular function: poly(A) RNA polymerase activity; mRNA binding. The coding region runs from base 356 to 2020 and encodes 554 amino acids. NCBI's taxonomy places the organism in Eukaryota, Metazoa, Arthropoda, Insecta, Lepidoptera, Noctuidae. Gene Ontology annotation, biological process: RNA 3'-end processing.